AUGAAACCAAAUGGCUGGAUUUCACUCAUAUUGAGUAAUAGAGAAUGUGUAUUAUUGCAAUUCGAUAAUGGAGUAUUCAUGAAUCAAGGAUUUAUGCUCAAUGAGCAGAAAGUGUUGAAAGUGUUUGGAAAUCAUCAAAUUGGUGAUAUUUCAUAUAGUGAAGAACAAUCCAUAGAAGUAGUAGUAGAAGGAAUCGUGGAUUUGGAUCAUGGAAGUCGAUUUGAAGGAUUGAUAUUGACAGAAAACAAGUUGGGAAUUCCAUUUGGAUAUGGUGAAUUGUAUGAGAAGGAUGGAUUCUUGAUGUACAAGGGCAUAAUGAUCAAUUGGAAACGAUUUGGAUAUGGAACGAGUUAUCAUAAUAAUGGAUGUAUUGAAUAUGAAGGAUAUUGGUGUGAUGAUAAUCGAUAUGGAAUUGGAAAAGUGUAUGAUCUAUCAGGGAUAUUAUUGAAAGAAUGUGAAUGGUAUAAUGGAAUUGAAUGUGAUACUGAUGAAUAUAGAGGAGAUGGCUCAGAACCUCUGAAUAUCGGAAUGAAACAUUUGAAACUGAGUGACAAUUGUGUAUUGGUUGAUUGGGAUGUUUCAUUGUUGUAUUAUUUGGAAUCAAUCGAAAUCGGCAAUGAUUGUUUUGGAUCAGUGAAAACAUUCAAAAUCGAUGGAUUGAAUCGAUUGAAAACGAUCAAAAUCGGCACGAGAUCAUUCAAUUCCCUCCAAUAUAGUAGGCAAAAUGACUACAGAGAGUUUGCUGUUGUUAAUUGUCAAUCACUGGAAUCUAUAGAAAUUGAAGAAUACAGUUUUUCGGGAUAUGGAGAUAAGUUUGAAGUGAAACAUCUUCCUAUGUUACAAUCAAUUAGAAUCGGGUCAUUUAGACAUCAGUCAUCUAAUUUUGGUUACAGUCCGUUUGUUCUUGAAGGUAUUGACAAGGUAUAG
Molecule: messenger RNA, 927 nt
Organism: Blastocystis hominis
Lineage: Eukaryota; Bigyra; Opalinata; Blastocystidae
Exons: 1
Coding region: 1-927 (308 amino acids)
Source: RefSeq, a predicted model, not a curated record